AGGAUUAUCAAAGUGCAUUUACCCUCCUCAGAUUUUUAAGUUACCUGUUGGCACAUGGCACAAAGUUACCAAGGCACCUGCCGUUCUGCGCCGCUUGUUUCUUGCUGAACUCUUUGGAUGGAUGGGUUUCAUGUGCCACAACAUGUUCUUUACGGAUUUUGUAGGCCAGUACAUGUAUGGUGGACAGCCGGAUGCUCAGGAACACACGAAGUUAGCAGUCCUUUAUGAUGAAGGCGUUCGCAUGGGAUCCUGGGGACUCUUCCUCCACAGCCUCACAGCUUGUAUGUAUGCAUUUUUCAUACAGCAACAUAUAGUUCGUCUUGUAGGCCAUCGAACAGUAUUUAUUGGUGGCUUGCUGAUGUUUGCAUUGACUAUGGCAGCAACUAUUGUAUCUCCAACGAUGCCUUUCCUCAAUGUUGUAACAGCUUUGUCUGGGAUUGGCUUUGCUGCCCUGACAUCUACCCCAAACAUGCUUGUUACCUUGUAUAAUUCGGACAGGCAGUUGUAUAUGUGGGACAACAACAACAGCAGCGCAGAUAUACAGGAGGAAAAGGGCCUGGGAACCGAUGUGGCCGUACUGGACAUUGCUUACUUUUUGGCUCAAAUCAUCUUGUCAAUCUUCAUGGGCCCUCUCGUUGACUUGACAGGCUCUGCCUUGCCUUACAUGGUGGUAUCAGCUUUGACAGGGGUCGUUGCGGUGUAUUGCAGCACACGUGUGGUGUUUACCGAUCAGCAGCUAAUGCAACUCAGGGCUGGAACUUUUUAACUUGUCAGCACCAAAGGGGCCUUGAAAAGUCUUUUUGUGAUAAGAUAACCAUAAUUGUAUCUUCAGUUGUGUUGGUUUUUUGUAAUGUAGUUUUAAUUGAAGUUAUAGAUACCUGGUUUAUUUAUAAUACAGUAAAGUGAAUUCAGAGCAGAAGCAUUCGCACAAAAAAGAUUCUUAGACCUGCUAGGGAGUGUUUAGUUUGUAGGUUUUAGGAAAAGGAUCAGUGGAUUUAUAUUUCUCAAGUAUUUUUAUACAAAAUUAAAAAAAAAAUUUUGAA
Macrobrachium nipponense is the source of this 1043-nucleotide messenger RNA. Its product is annotated as solute carrier family 45 member 3-like. NCBI's taxonomy places the organism in Eukaryota, Metazoa, Arthropoda, Malacostraca, Decapoda, Palaemonidae. Gene Ontology annotation, molecular function: sucrose:proton symporter activity. Gene Ontology annotation, cellular component: membrane. The transcript is spliced from 3 exons. Bases 122 to 766 code for a protein of 214 amino acids. The record is from RefSeq and is a predicted model, not a curated record.